Molecule: messenger RNA, 603 nt
Organism: Effrenium voratum
Lineage: Eukaryota; Dinophyceae; Suessiales; Symbiodiniaceae
Source: the annotation of a GenBank genome assembly
AUGCCGGCGGCCGAGCUGCUGGCUGCUGCCUGCAGGCAAGAGGGUACUCAGGUGGCGCAGCUAGGGGGCCUUUGCGUGCUCGGCACGGAACGCCACGAGGCCAGGCGCAUUGAUAACCAGCUGCGAGGUCGCGCUGGUCGACAAGGCGACCCUGGCAGCUCUCGUUUCUACCUGAGCCUGGGGGAUAAGGUCUUCCGGGUCUUCGGCGGCGACGCCGUGCGUGCGCUGACUGCAGAGAUGGGCGGUGCGGACGAUGUCCCCAUCGUCUCGCCACUGAUCUCGGGUGCUUUGGACGAAGCCCAGAACCAGGUGCAGAGCUUUUUCUUCGGCAUCCGCAAGGACGUGUUCAAGUACGACGAGGUGUUGGACCAGCAACGGCAGGUGAUCUACGGAAUACGGCGGAAGGCGCUGCUGGACAGCGACGAGGGCGUGCUGGGCUCCUUGCAGAACUUCUGCGAGGAAAGCAUGGCGGAGCUUGUCGAGCAGCUCGUAAGACCAGAAGAGCCCUGGCAGAGCUGGCCCUUCCAGCGUCUCAGCGCGAAGCUGUCGGCCUGGUUCACGGGAUCCUGGCCGGGCGCCACAGUCGCCAGACCUCGGCCUUGA